AUGGAGGUGACCACCGUGUCCCCUUUUUUCAGCUCACCAACCAACGGACCUGGUGAGUGUGAGAUAGAUGUCACCAACGUGGCCAUACACAGUGUGACACUGCUUGUCUGCCUCUGUGGGCUGGCUGGGAACGGGGCUGUCCUCUGGCUCCUCCACAUUCAUGGCAUCACCGACUUCAUCUUCAACCAGGCUUUCACCGACUUCCUCUUCCUCGUCUUCACUGUGCCCUCCACUUUGCUCUUCCUGCUGGAGGAAGUCUCCUGCUCCGCUAUAAUGCCUCAGAUGUAUUUGAGCUUGCUUUUCCAGUUGUCACUGUUCUCCUACAACAUGGGGCUGUACCGGCUGAUGUUCAUCAGUAUCGACAGGUGCAGGUCCAUCCUCUGCCUGUUUUGCUGCGGUUGCCAACUUCCUGACCGCCUGUUGUGGGUAUUGAUGAGUGUCCUGUUCUGGGCCUUCUUCUUUGUUGUCAUCGUUGUCAAUCCCACCGUGACCUCCCUGUGCCAGUCACACCAGCAGGAGCACUGCUGGGUGCCUCUCCUCUCCAUGUACGUCUUCAACCUCUUCCUAUUUGCUGCACCCAUGGUCAUUUCCAGCACAAUCCUCUUCACUCAUUUCAUGCCUGGCUCCCAGCAGCAGCAACACAAGCGGCUCGACAUGGUUAUCUUCCUCAUUGCACUCUCCAGUCUGCCCCUCAGUCUCUGGUAUUUCCUGCAGCAGCUCGGUUACACAGUUGUGUCCUCCCAGGUGGUUUUCCUACUCGCCUGCAUCAACAGCAGCAUCAAACCCUUCAUCUACUUCUGGGUGGGGAGCUGCAGGAGACACUACUCCAUGGAGAGCUGCAGGAGCCACUGCUCCAUGAAGUUCCUAAGGAAGGCUCUCCACAGGGUGUUUGAGGAGCCAGAAGAAAACCCUGCCUGCAGUAAUGAUGCCAUCACAGACACAACGGUCUGAGCCCAUUGAUCCCUUCCACUGCACUGCUGGAGGACCCCAGGACAGUGGCUGAGAGAUUCCCUGAGCCACCUGAUGAAUAAAUAUCCACAGUGUCACCCACCCUGUGCUGAUGCAUCCCUUCCCCCUUCCCAGGCUAUAUUGGGAUCUGAGAAAUGCUCCUGAGGCAUCCGCCUUGAGGAACAGCUCCAGGGCUCAUCAAAAACAUCCUCUGCUCCCAGGAACUGCUACUGUCUAGCAACCUCCCAGGUCUUAUGGACAGCCUUGGAAAUUAUUUCACUUUCCUGAAUGGCACAACAUCCCUGUUCUCACACUUUCACAGAAAGCUGCCAGCCCAAAGUGUGGCCAGGAUGAAACAUGGUUGUGACUGAAGCCCAUCCCUUGGGGCCCUGUAAACAGUGGUCCAAAAGGAGACCCUUGGAGCUCUCCUGGGCCCCAGCAGUUCUGACCAGAACCUCCCUGGGAGUGGGGCCUCUCCCAGCCGGGAUCUCUCCCAUUUGCUGCCCUCGGGUGAUCCCCGAACACCGACGGGUCCUGGGCCAAUCCCCCCACUGCUCGAGGCUCAGCCCUUGGCACAGUGAGGAGAUGCAAACGGAUCCACAGUGAGCAUUUCCCUGCCUCCAAGGGGAAUUUCUCACAGGGACCUUGCACUGGCUCUGUCUGUGUGCACACACGUGUGCAUCUGCCAUGGCAAAUGUGGGAGCAAUGCUGCUCUCUCAGGUGUUUUAGUGCCUGAGACAUCUGAGUGAGUCAGGCCUGUAAAGAAGUACAAGGCAUAAGUUAUUUUAAAUGUUGUUAAGUGUUAUUCCCCCCCUAAGUGUGCUAAGUUUAAGGUAUAACUGAAGUACUGUUAAGUUUGAGUGCUGUAAACUUUUUAGGUCAUUUUCCUUUUUAUCCUUACCCUCACUGUCCUUUUGUCACACGCACCUGAACACACAGAAACACACACAGGGACAGUGCUUUGGUCUGUGUUUGCUUAAUAUUAA
This is a messenger RNA of Oenanthe melanoleuca, 1934 nucleotides long. RefSeq names its product mas-related G-protein coupled receptor member A8-like. Lineage: Eukaryota; Metazoa; Chordata; Aves; Passeriformes; Muscicapidae. The record is from RefSeq and is a predicted model, not a curated record. Gene Ontology annotation, cellular component: membrane. Gene Ontology annotation, biological process: G protein-coupled receptor signaling pathway. Gene Ontology annotation, molecular function: G protein-coupled receptor activity. The transcript has a single exon. The coding region runs from base 1 to 951 and encodes 316 amino acids.